AAACUACUCUGUCCCACGUUGUCUUGCAGAGCUCUCUCUCCCGUUCGAAAAGACGAAAAUCUCUCUUUCUCUCUCUCUCUCUACCCCCACCGGCAAACCACCUUUCCUCUCUCCGGCGGCCUUUAUCCGAUCUACUAGGGAUGAGUACCGGCGAGCUUCUCAACAUCGAGCCUCAAGAGCUCCAAUUCCCUUUUGAGUUGAGGAAGCAGAUCUCGUGCUCUCUGCAGUUGUCUAAUAAGACCGAUAACCAUGUGGCUUUCAAGGUGAAGACGACAAAUCCAAAGAAGUACUGUGUGAGACCCAAUACUGGAAUUGUGUUACCGAGGUCUACCUGCGAUGUUACAGUUACAAUGCAAGCUCAAAAGGAGGCCCCGCCCGAUAUGCAAUGCAAGGACAAGUUUCUGCUCCAAAGCGUGGUUGCAAGCCCCGGAGCAACUGUGAAGGAGAUAACCCCAGAAAUGUUCAACAAGGAGUCAGGGCAUAAUGUCGAGGAGAGCAAAUUGAGGGUUGUUUAUGUUGCUCCACCUCGACCUCCAUCUCCGGUUCGAGAAGGGUCAGAAGAAGGUUCUUCACCAAGGGCUUCAGUAUCUGAUAAUGGGAAUCCCAAUGCUUCUGAAUUUACACUUGCUUCGAGAGCAUUUGUGGAGCGACAUGAGCCUCAAGAAACCUCGUCUGAGGCAAGAGCUCUUCUAUCAAAGCUGACCGAGGAGAAAAAUUCUGCCGUUCAGCAAAAUAACAAGCUUCAGCAAGAACUGGAGCUCUUGAGGCGUGAAGCCACCAAAAGGCAUGGUGGUAUCCCGCUUUUAUAUGUGCUUCUCGUUGGCUUGGUCGGCAUCGUGUUGGGGUACCUUAUGAAGAAGACAUGAACAAUUGAGUUUAUCCUUUGUUCCUGCAGGUCCCACCCAUUUCAGUGGGAAACAAAAUGUAGAAAGCCAUUAGAAAACAGAUGCGUGACUGAUAGAUCUUGCCUUGUUGUAUUAACGACCUGUAUUGACAUUAGGGACAAUUUCAGACGUGUGGAAGGUAACUUUUUGUUCAUUGUAUUAGCAGAUAUUGACAGUGGAGAACAUGAUUUAUGGGUUUUAUUGGUUUUGUAAUUGAUCCGAAAGAACUCCAAAAUUAUUUUGUGUGA
This is a messenger RNA of Juglans microcarpa x Juglans regia, 1132 nucleotides long. Its product is annotated as vesicle-associated protein 1-2-like. The transcript is spliced from 8 exons. Gene Ontology annotation, cellular component: endoplasmic reticulum membrane; plasma membrane. The record is from RefSeq and is a predicted model, not a curated record. Gene Ontology annotation, biological process: endoplasmic reticulum membrane organization. Bases 141 to 866 code for a protein of 241 amino acids. Lineage: Eukaryota; Viridiplantae; Streptophyta; Magnoliopsida; Fagales; Juglandaceae.